Molecule: messenger RNA, 378 nt
Organism: Pelobates cultripes (western spadefoot toad)
Lineage: Eukaryota; Metazoa; Chordata; Amphibia; Anura; Pelobatidae
Source: the annotation of a GenBank genome assembly
AUGCUGAGAGAGAUAUUUAAGGUUCUGGUGGGAAGGGGGUUGGACACUCCUACAGAAUUUGUGCAAGCACACAAAGCCUUCAGACCACGGAGAGCCCCGGAUUGUCCACCAUGGGAUAUGAUUUGCUGCAUGGCCAAUUUUAGACAUAAGGAGGGCAUACAGGCCACUAGGAAUUCACCACAGCUGAUAUAUAAAGCCAACACUGGGCUACUGGUGGACACUCAAGCCACUAACCAGGACUCUAGCCAUUCAGAUAAUCUGCUACUGGUGAAAAAUACCUACCGGACUGAUGGUAUUCACACCAGAUGGCCAGCAGAUACUACACUCACACAAGGAUUAUGUGGCCUUGGAAGAGGCUCUACAGCUACCACCUCUUAA